Messenger RNA from Spodoptera exigua (beet armyworm), 1771 nucleotides. NCBI's taxonomy places the organism in Eukaryota, Metazoa, Arthropoda, Insecta, Lepidoptera, Noctuidae. The record is from the annotation of a GenBank genome assembly.
UGGGUUUUCUCUCCAGCUUGAGCUCUGCUAAACGCCACUCGCUCCCUGCGCUCGGUCACAUAACAGUCGCAACCAGUGUUCCUCCUCAUUUUCAUAAUAAUUCUACAUUAAUUAUCCUUGCAUACUGAGAUUCGGCAACGAUGUUAUUAUUUAAUUUAGCCGCAUUUUUUGCGGUUUUUCUGAUGGGAGGUGCGGUGCCUACGCCAACAAAUAAAGAUGAUGGCGGCCCAAUUGGUGAGCUUCCCGAGAAUUGGGACCAGACAAAAGACGACACUCAAUCGCUUUUCCUGAAUAAGAGCGAUAAAAAUGACUUGGAGCCUUACCCGUUGGCUCUAAGCGAGGAAGGAAAUUCCGAAGGAUUCGAACAGAGCGUAGAUCAGAGAUUCGAUUCCCCGCAGCCCAACGGGGAGCUCGAUAACUUGAUCAUGAGGCCGGAAUUGUAUGGUGAGCCCCCAGCAAUGGAAGGUUUGGCGACCAGCUACGACUCACGCCGCCGCAAACGAGGAAGUGGAACUAAAGUCGGCGGCGCGGGGGCCGCUACUAAAGUAGCCACCAAAUCUGGCUCGGGCAAGAAAAAUCUGAAACCGGAGGAGCACGAUGCUCUCUCGCCCGUGGAUUCGAUGACUCACGAACACGACGCACACCGCCGCAAGCGCGGCAGUGGCACAAAGGUGGGCGGAGCGGCCGCCUCUGCCAAAACAGCCACCAAAAAUUCCGGUGGAAAUAAAAAGAACUUCAGGCCUACCUCAGAACGUCGCAAACGAGACUCUGGUCUAAGCGCAGCCGAUGUCCGAGCUCUGCUCAACUUGUGGGAGGCACAGGAACGCAAGAAACAAGAAUGGAACGCUCAGAACCAAUGGGUUCCUGAACGCUAUUACGGAGUUGGACAUGUAAACCCCGAGGACGAACAGCCCGAGGUAGAUGAGAAUGGAGACAUCUGGUACAGCGAACCUGUUGUCAUCUCACCACGUGAACGAGAUUACCCUCGCCACUCAUACUUCUCUGAACAGAACCGCAUGGCCCUCGCCCAUGGUUAUCCCGACAUGUACCAAGUUGGCCCGGCAGAGUUAGCGCAACGGUAUGAGGAGGCUCGUCGCAAGAGGCAAUAUGCUAACAAGAUGAAGCGAUUCAUGGUCGCCAGGAAACGGUCGGACAGCAUGAUGAACCACCAAAACAGUUACAGACCCCGCGACGACCUGUACACUCUCGCCGAGCUGCUACGCUCAGCUCCGCGGGUACAAGAACAAGACAUUCCUGUAUAUCGGCGACUGAUACUGUAAAGCGUUGUUUGAAAGCGGUGUCCAUUCUCAACAACCUGUGAUUCCUUUAACGGUCAGGUCUUUGAACAAUCAGCCAGAACGGAACAUUAAGCGAACCAGCACAUAGAGUCGUGGCCAGGCUUGUUGUCGGAUGGACGCCAGAGCGGGUUUUGAUUUGGAGUGGGAGAUUGUCGUGCAUUUAAUUCGCAGUUUGUAGCGGAUACCUAACAAACCUUAGUGAUAGGAAUAGUAUAUUACAGUGUCAGAAUGUUUAAUAUUUUCUUAUUUUACAUAAAUUACAAUUUUAAGGCCUAAGUAGUAUACCAAUUAUGAAAUUCGCUACUAUUAAUUACUAAAAUUGUUACAUUUAUUUUUAUAUUUUUGAUUUGGUAACUUCUGCUAAGAGGUGUCAUUUAUGUAAAGUUUGUGGAUUGUUCCUAUGUUCUUCUUGGAGUACCUCGGUUUUCAGCAUAUCUGUUACUUAUAAUUUAUGAAAUGUAACCAAGUUUUAC